This is a messenger RNA of Lathyrus oleraceus (garden pea), 2247 nucleotides long. RefSeq names its product glycosyltransferase family 92 protein RCOM_0530710. Lineage: Eukaryota; Viridiplantae; Streptophyta; Magnoliopsida; Fabales; Fabaceae. The record is from RefSeq and is a predicted model, not a curated record. The coding region runs from base 185 to 2026 and encodes 613 amino acids. Gene Ontology annotation, molecular function: glycosyltransferase activity. Gene Ontology annotation, cellular component: cytoplasm. The transcript has a single exon.
ACCUUUCUAAUUUCUUCCAACAUUAUUAUUGUUUAUUCCAAUACUACCCUCAUUCCACAAAGAACCUUCUUUCUUCUUUCUUUCCUUUUUUUUUCCACUUUGGCGACUCUUCUUAUCAUUUCAUCACCCAAUUAAUUCACCAAAUUCUUUUUGUUCAUUCAUCACCAACACCAAUUCAAAAAAAAUGGACACAGAACAACAACACCGGCGUAAGAGAAAAAGAGGUGUGGUAAAACACUUCCACGUAUCUUCAAGAUCACUUUUUCUCUGCUUUUCUUUCUUCAUCUUCUUACUUUUCUUAUCGAAUUACCAUGGUUUCUUCACUCAUAAACCUCCUCUAUCUUCAUCUACUUUAUCGCUUCUUUAUUCUUCAGCAAGUUUUUCAGUUCUUGAUGACCCUCUUCAAUCCACCACCGCACAAACAACAACGCUUUCUUUAUCUCUUCAACACCAAAUCCUCUUCCCGAAUCACUACCUCAUAAUCCUCAACAACAAUGAAAAAAUCCAAACCCGUGAAGUAGAGUGUGUUUAUUAUAUACUCAACGGUUCUUCUCCCGGUUCAGCUAAACCGGUCCUUGAUGUUGAGGUUCAGGUUCAACCGGUUCAAUCUAUAGACUAUUACGACGAAUCUCGAUCCGUAGCGAGAUGCCCGUUUCAUGAAACGAAUAGUUCGACUUCCGGCGGGGUUAAAGUUGUUGACUUGCGGCGGUUUGGUGAAGUGGGUCGUCGGAAUUUAAGUGGUUUGAAGAAACAAACGCCGCAGUCUUGGGAUAGGGUUGCGUAUGAAGCGAUGUUGGACGGUGAUACUGUUGUUGUUUUUGUGAAAGGGUUGAAUCUUCGACCGCACAAGAUCUCGGAUCCGACGAAUUUUCGUUGCCAUUUUGGGUUACGAAGCUUCCACAAAGAUGGUGUUGGAGCUUCUUUUUUGCUUAGCACAAGAGCGGUUUCGGUGGCUCAAGAAAUCGUGAGGUGUGUUUUGCCGCAGAGUAUAAUAAACAAACCAGAUAAAGCUCGUGGUGUUAGGGUCACUGUGAGUAAUUUGAGUGGGAAUUUGAGGCGUCAAGUUCGUACCCUUUUGCCAUCGGUAGCUAGAAUUGGUAGUGGAAGUGUUCAUAAGGAGAGUAGUGAGAAGCAUGAGCUUUGUGUUUGUACAAUGGUUUGGAAUCAAGCUUCUGCGUUGAGGGAAUGGAUUAUGUAUCAUUCAUGGCUUGGAGUGGAGCGUUGGUUUAUCUAUGAUAACAAUAGCGAUGAUGAUAUCGAAAAUGUAGUUAAUGAUCUCGAUUCGAAAGGGUUUAAUGUUAGUAGAAAGGUUUGGCCUUGGAUUAAGACACAGGAAGCAGGGUUUUCUCAUUGUGCUUUGAAAGCUAGAGAGGAUUGUAAAUGGGUUGGAUUCUUCGAUGUCGAUGAGUUUUUCUAUUUCCCUAACGAGUUUCAUCGGCCUAACGAGCUCGGUGAAAGUAGUAGUACUAGUAGUAGUGGUGUUCCUGGUGAGAAAUCGUUGAGAUCGAUGGUAGCGAAUUUCUCGUCUUCGACGACAAUCGCUGAGAUACGAACUGCUUGUCAUAGUUUCGGACCGUCUGGUUUAACUUCACACCCGAAACAAGGUGUUACCAUAGGGUACACAUGUAGGCUUCAAAGCCCUGAGCGGCAUAAAUCUAUUGUGCGACCGGAUUUGCUCGACGCGAGUCUUCUAAACGUGGUACACCAUUUUCAGUUAAAGGAAGGAUUCGAGUCCUACAACAUGCCUGAACAUAGUGUUAUAGUGAACCACUACAAGUAUCAAGUUUGGGAGAGUUUUAAAGCAAAGUUUUUCAGAAGAGUUGCAACCUAUGUUGUUGAUUGGCAACAAGAUCAAAACAAAGGGUCAAAAGAUAGAGCACCAGGACUUGGAACAGAAGCUAUUGAACCAGAUAAUUGGAGGUUAAGGUUUUGUGAAGUUAAGGAUACUGGUUUAAAGGACUAUGUUUUGUCUGUUUUUACUGAUCCUGUAACAGGAUCAAUGCCAUGGGAAAAACAUUUACUAUAAUGGAUUUCAUGGAUGGAAGAUGGAUAAUACACAUGUAAAGGAAAAUAGGCAUAUUCAUUCUUUUUGCAUUGUUUCUGGGGGGAUAUUUGUAUAAGAAAUUUUUGGUUUUUUGUUUUGUUUUUUUACAUGAUUUUUAUAGAUAUGAAAGAAACUCACAGAGAUUAUUAUAUACUGGUGUAAAUUUGCAGCAAUAUGAAUGAAAUUUUCUUUCAUUUUUUUGA